Trichomonas vaginalis G3 is the source of this 2235-nucleotide messenger RNA. Its product is annotated as ribonuclease inhibitor domain-containing protein. Gene Ontology annotation, biological process: cell migration; regulation of Arp2/3 complex-mediated actin nucleation. NCBI's taxonomy places the organism in Eukaryota, Parabasalia, Trichomonadida, Trichomonadidae. The coding region runs from base 1 to 2235 and encodes 744 amino acids. Gene Ontology annotation, cellular component: plasma membrane; lamellipodium. The transcript has a single exon. The record is from RefSeq and is a predicted model, not a curated record.
AUGUCGCAGCCCGAACCUCCGAAAGAUAAGAAGGAUAAGAAGCGCGCACCAUUAUCAAUCAUUACGAUUCCCAAAGACAAACAAGGCCAAUAUGUUAAAAAGUUCUGGGGUAUUGCUGAACAAGUUUUUGUAGGAACUGAAGUUACAACAUUAAAGUCAACAGGCAGUAAAGAGACUCAAGUCUUAUUCAUUACGACUGCUGCAGUCUAUGUAUUCAAAAAUAAGUUCUCUGGCGUUGAAGUUUCCAGAAAUUUUACAGUUUAUGAUCUUCAUAAAGUCGCAUAUAUUGAACCAGAUACUCUUAUUAUAUCAUAUGGUCAAAAAGAAGUUGUAUUUCGUAAUGAAAAAGCUUUAAAUAUUGCAACAAUUUUACUUAUGCAACACGCAUGCAAUUAUUAUCAAGUUCCAAACGCCAGUGCACUUAAAGUCGAAUCUACACCAGCUAAUGCACUUGUUUAUCAAAAAUGUCCAGUCAGACCAGUAAAAGCUCUUCAAACUCGCUUGAUUACUAUUUCGCACUUCUACAAAACACCAUUCCCGCAAUCUCACAUUGCUCAGUACGAAGAAUGGGAUAAAUUCCACCCAGGAACUCUUUGUAUUGAUAAUAAUUUCUAUUCUGGAAACGCUGCUGAAGCUAUUGCUCACGCCAUUGCAUGGGACACAGAUAUUAAAACUCUUGUUUUGAAAGGAUACGCAGAAGAAAAGGUUGGAAAGGUUAUUGAAAAGAUUUUCGCGGAAUCUUUCUCAAUAUCGAACCUUUGCAUUGAAAAUUAUACUAAUCCAACAGAGCAGAGUAUGUCCUUAGUUGCUAGAGAAGAAACACAGAUCUCCGCAGUCAUAUUUAGCAAUUGUCACCCAACAGUUGUUGUUAGGUUCUUCAGAGGCCUCACAAAAUUCAAUGGACGUGUCAAAGCCCUUUCUUUGACCAAUUGCAUGCUUGCAAUUUCAGAUUGGUCCGAAAUUUUAAUUGCAAUUCAGAAAUUCCCAUGUUUUAUGAAACUCCAAACCUUUGUUGUUGAUUCUCCAAAGCUUGACCAGUUCCCUGUUCGUCUUCUUUGCCAAACAAUCACUAAAAACAGAUCACUUACUAAUAUUCAGUUCUCAAGAGCACAAGAUGACCUUUCAGACCUUGUUAAUACACUCUUUACAGAUGCUCUUACAUUCUUGCACCUGUUUAUGGACCGUGGCAAGCUUAUUAAGCCACUUAAAGUCCAAGUCGCUCCAAAUUUAACUUAUGUCAACUUUUCAAAUAACCAGAUUUCGCCAGAAUUCUUCAAAUCAUUCAUGCUUUCCUUGAGUGCUCGUAAAAAUGCUUGUCCGAUCAUGUUAGAACUAUCUAAUUUGGUAAAUACAGACUUAGAGCUUUUAUUUUCAGCUCUUUCUGAUGUACAAACUGCUCCAAUCAUUAAUGACCUUACGAUAGAUGGAAAUAUCCUUACUCCUAAAGCUGUUCCUCAUUUUAUGAAGUUCCUUUCCACUCAGAAACCGAUUUUGCAGUACCUUUCCAUGGCCGGAUCCCUCACUGAAGUCAUCGGAGUUGUUCUCCCCGCAAUCGCUCAGAUGAUGAGAGAAGGUGUCCUCACGGGAAUUGACAUCACCGCAAACAAAGAAGUGAAAAGCGGAACUGAUUAUUUACUUUUCCUCAAUAACGUCGCAUUGUUACCUACUGUGAGAUCAAUAAUUAUUAACAAUGCACAGAUAGGUGACCAAGGAAUACAAAUUCUCAUAAAUAUGGCGAAGAAUAAUCCGAAAUUAGAAGAAAUUGGAUGCGAUAAUAUAGGAAUAUCUAAUGUUGACAAGUUCGCUAAGUUCUAUAAUGAUCUAGGACAAAUAGAAACACUCAGAUACCUCGCAUUUCCAAGAAAAGAACAAAAUAGAUUAAAUAUUAAUAAAGACAACUUGACGCCCACUGUCAAAGAGGCUUUGCUUGCAAUCAAGAAGAAGAAAAACACACAGUCAAGCCAGGCAAGACUUCAAAUGUAUGAAAGAAUUGAAUAUGAUGAUAACUCGAGUAUGCAGGAACAAGGAGAGAUAAGACGUGCAAAGUCUAAUCCUUUGGAUGAUCUAGAUGCUGUUAUUUCUGAUAUGGUAAAGUCAAUCUGUGAGGUACAAUCAACUGAAUUGUCACCUCAAGAAACAGCUAGACUGAUCAUGGAUAAUAUAACAACAUCUGCAAGGACAUUUUCACAAGAACCAACAGGUUCUCAUAAGAAAGUUGGUGCAAUUUUCCGUUGA